This is a messenger RNA of Cherax quadricarinatus, 4006 nucleotides long. RefSeq names its product Wnt oncogene analog 2 (gene Wnt2). Gene Ontology annotation, biological process: cell fate commitment; neuron differentiation; positive regulation of JNK cascade. Gene Ontology annotation, molecular function: frizzled binding; cytokine activity. Gene Ontology annotation, cellular component: extracellular region. NCBI's taxonomy places the organism in Eukaryota, Metazoa, Arthropoda, Malacostraca, Decapoda, Parastacidae. The record is from RefSeq and is a predicted model, not a curated record.
CAUCUCACAGAGUCAGAACAUCAUUAGUAACAACGUGAAACCGAGCCCACCAGGUCUAUAUGUCGGCGCGUUUGUCGCGUCGCUCCACGAGGCCCUUCCUCCGACACGCUCAGCAAACUGGAGAUUGUGUUUUGAAAUAUUCUAACCUGAUAAGUGGAAUUCAAAAUAAAAUUUUUGUCUUAAAUCAAAAAUAAGCUGGAAAAAAUGGAUGGAAUUUUUUUUUUGAAAAAUACGGCACUAAAAUUUUGUGACCAAUUUUUUUUGGAAAACUCUGUAUAAGGAUUUUAAUAUGAGAAAAUAAAGAAAAAAAUGAUUGUAUAUGAACAAUGGUGCCAAGCUACGAUUGUUGUGAUUGUGAUUAGUUACGUUAUGAAGAUUUUGUUAGUUGUGUUGGGAUUAGUGUAAUGAUUGGCGCCAUGUUGUGACGUCACUGUAUCCCAGGGUUGUGAUUGGUCGACAUGGCGGCCUCCAGUUGCGUCAUCAGUUACAUCAUUGUCUUUCCAAGGCCGUGAUUGGUCGACAUGACGACCACCAGCAACAGCAUCAGUUACGUCAUUGUACUAAUCCCUCCUAUGCCGUGAUUGGUGAACAAUGACGAGAGUUUAUCGUUACGUCGUGCCUUACGUCAUCAUCCUGGCCACCAUCAACUUCCACACGCAUAUAAGGGCGGUGUCAUCAGUCGUGGCCCUGGGUGCCAACCUGCUGUGCUCCAGGGUGCCAUCGCUAACCCCCCGCCAGCGCCGCAUCUGCACCAGGGCCCCUGAUGCCAUGGUGGCCCUGAGCGAGGGCUCCAGCACCGGCCUCCGUGAGUGCCGACACCAGUUCCGGCAUCAGCGCUGGAACUGUUCCCUGGCUGGCUCUGGCACCUUCAGUCACGUGGUGCUUGUUGGGAGUCGUGAAGCUGCGUAUGUGUACGCGGUGACCAGCGCAGGGGUGGCGUACAGCGUGACUGCCGCAUGCGCCCGCGGCAACAUCUCCACUUGUGGGUGUGACGACCGCAAGCGGGGCCGCUACAGUGCCUCAGGCUGGAAGUGGGGAGGCUGCAGUGCCGAUAUUAACUACGGCAUCAAGCUAGCGAGGAAGUUCAUGGACGCCCGCGAGGUUGAAGGAGAUGCCAGAGCUCUGAUGAACCUCCAUAACAACAACGCUGGCAGACGGGCUGUGAGGAGCACUCUGAGUACGGAGUGCAAGUGUCAUGGGGUGUCUGGUUCCUGCACCAUGAAGACAUGCUGGAAGACCCUCCCUCCCUUCACCAACAUCGGCAAACUUCUCCUGCAGAAGUACAAGAAGGCCAAGCCCGUCAUCGUCCACAAGAGCCGGAGAAGGUCUCCUCCCUAUCUCAAGCUGCGGAGGACCAAGAGGAGAGUGCGGCGGCCGGGCAAGUCUCACCUGGUGUAUUUACAAAAGAGUCCCAACUACUGUGAGAUGAACCCGAGCACGGGGUCUCUGGGUACGGUAGCCAGACGCUGCAACAGAACCUCCAGAGGUGCUGACGGGUGCGACCUGCUGUGUUGUGGACGGGGAUACAACACGCAACAGUACACUCGCAAGUGGCAGUGUAACUGUAAGUUUUACUGGUGUUGUUACGUUCAGUGCCACACCUGUCAGGAGGACACUGAGGAGUACACCUGCAAGUGACGUCCUGCUGCCUGGAGACUAAUGCAGGUCCUGGUAAAGACUAGUACUGGUUCUGGUGGGGACUAAUGCAAGUCCUGGUGGAGACUAGUGCAGGUCCUGGUGAAGACUAGUGCAGAUCCUGGUGAAAACUAGGAAAGACGAUGCUAGCAACCAAGACAUAUCCUGCUGGAAAUUGGUGAAGAUCUUGCGCGAAGUUAGUUAAAUGCCUGCUAGAAAAUAGUGCUGAUCCUACUAGUCACUUGUAAAAGUCCUACUAGGAACCAACAUAGAAUUUAUCUGAAACCAGUAAAGGAUUUAUCUGAAACCAGCUAAAGAUUUUAACAGUUAAACCUCCUGUUUGAACCUCACUACCAAAAGUUCCAUUCGUACGUAAUCACUGUUGAAGGUCUAUCUUCAUACCUGCAAAGCUCCUGACUAACAACGACAGAUAAUGAAGUUCAUUACGACUUCUGAAGUUCAUACAUUGUGUUUGUUACAGCUCCUGCUUGCAACUUCUGUAGAUCUUCUGUGCUACGUCUGAAAAUAGUGCUUGAAAGCAUUUUUUCAGACACUAUUUGCAAUUAUAGUGUUUUAAACGAGCGGUAAAGACAGAUUCCUUUUUUAUUUUUGAGAGAAAUGUAAAUGAGGACGUUUCGACUUCUCUUGCACCGACAAUAUGUUAGGUAAAAGGACAGACACAUGUGCAAUUAAUGCAACAUUUUAUUGUGGCAGCGUUUCGUUUGACAAAGCUCAUGAAAAGCGAAACAUUGCCACAAAAAAUGUCGCAUUAGUUGUACAUGUCAAGUCACAAUAGUCAAGGAGAAGUCGAAACGUCGUCAUAAGGUUCCUCUGCUAAGCACGAGGUUUCUUGAUGAUUUGUUCCAGCCAAGAUAUUGAAACAUUUUAUUCUUUAUUGUCUCGAUACCAUUGAAUUACACUCAUCAGUGACACCAGAUUUUCUGUAAGUAGAGGAAAACGAAAUUGUUCUGGCCAGACAGAGGCGCUGGUGUUUCGUCACGAGAACCCGGUCAGUUAUUCCUGACGCUGUUUCUCCUUUGAUAAUACGCUCAGAAAUCACGCCCCAAGUUCCUUAAUGACUGGUGGUGAAGCAGUCCCUCUCUAAUCAGUAUUUUUGCAACUGUGGUUAAGGAACCAUUGGCUUACCAUUGAUGUAUAUCUGUGGCUUACUGCUGGCUUACUGCUCCUAUGUACCUAUGGUUAAGGAUUGGCUAUUCUGCUGGUGCUAAGCAGCCAAUCACGUCUGACACACACAGCAGUGUCCCAGGAGAGCAAUGUGAUCUACAAUACCACACCAUUACUGCUGAUGUUGCCAGCAUAUAGAAGGCAACUCAACUUAGUUUAUUCCUGAGGCAGGAGUCUUAUGUGUAUAUAAACAUUUUACUACACUGUUUUGAAAGGUACACAGUAAAGAGGCGGGGCAGGAGCUAUGAAUCAACCCCUGCAACCACAAUUAGGUGAGUACACACACACAGGUACUACACUGAUUUUGCUGCACCCUUGGUUCGUAGGCUUUGCGGUAUAUCGAUUUUUGCCGGACCUAGAAAGGUCAUAUAAUAACAAUACAAUACACCUCUGACCUACCAUGGUCUGCUGGGAACUUAAAUUAAACAAUAACAUAAAUAAAAGAGGCUUAUUUAUUACUGUACUUACAAAGAAUGUUGCAGUUCUGCCAUUACCAAAGUGGUAACCAUUAGCCAUAGCUACGGUUAACUGUUAGUAAAACAUGUUAAGACUCGCAGAGAACCAAGAGAUCCACAACAACAACUGCAGAGUAAAAAUUAUAAGUGAGCACCAGUGUAAACAUUGUGAGCACCAGUGUAAACAUUGUGAGCACCAGUGUAAACAUUGUGAGCACCAGUGCUGUAUAGCCCUUGUGGCUUAGCGCUUCUUUUUUAUUAUAAUAAUAAUGUGAGCACCAGUGCAAACAUUAUAAGUGAGCACCAGUGUAAACAUUGUGAGCACCAGUGUAAACAUUGUGAGCACCAGUGUAAACAUUGUGAGCACCAGUGCUGUAUAGCCCUUGUGGCUUAGCGCUUCUUUUUUUAUUAUAAUAAUAAUGUGAGCACCAGUGCAAACAUUAUAAGUGAGCACCAGUGUAAACAUUGUGAGCACCAGUGUAAACAUUGUGAGCACCAGUGUAAGGAUUAUAAGUGAGUACCAGUGUAAGCAUUAUAAGUGAGCACCAGUGUAAGCAUUGCAAGUGAGCACCAGCGUGAACAUUAUAAAUGAGCACCAGUAUAAACAUUGUAAGUGAGCAUGCAUUGCAUACAACGCCAUCUGUGGCCGCCAGGUAAACCAUUUUGUCAUUUUCACCAGUCUAAAAGAGGCGCCGGAUGAUCCGUAGCUGGUAAAUCGGUAUUGUACCUGC